AUCGGAUGAUCUGAAAUGGGGAGUGGCAGUUAUAGUAUAUCUUUACAUUUAACGAUAAAUCCUUCAUUUCCCCCCUAUCAUCAUAUAGCAGCUAUCUAUCAUUAUUUGCGUAUUGACAGCGACCUUGAAGUAUGUUUUAGAGACCGCCUUCCCUUUACGCACAUACCAAACUCUUGGGUGGAUUUGAACAAUAGUGGAGAACUAAGUCGUGGCUCUGACGGUGGCCAGAAGCGUUCUACACCUAUUUCCUCUUUGAUCAAUAGUGGAAAGUUGGAGAAACUCUUAUGGGAAGCUCAGCGUGAAAGUUGUCAUUCAUCUCUAGUUGGUAGUUGUAUAUCCUCCCACAGAGAAAGCCCAAAAUCUCCAUGUAGUCCCUUAACUGAAGAGCCUGCAUUAGAUGGAAUGUUACCUCAAUUUGAUGUUGGGCAAAGGAGGCAUGGUAGUACUGACUGGAUUUGGGACUGGAGUAGCAAACCUGAUCAAAGACCCCCAAAGGAAUGGAAGCUGCUUCAUCCAAAGCCUACCCUGAGUUUGCGAAAUUCCAGAGCAGCUAAGAGUGGUCUUUUCUCAACUGAAAUGUUGACUAUUCUCAUUGUAUCCAACUUAAUCUCUGUUUUGAUUGGAACUGGCAUUGGGUUCUAUAUCAGCAAGCGCAUUGGACCAGAGCUUUUUCAUUGGAAUAAAUAUUGACUUCCUGACUUUAUGAUCCGAAGGUGUUUGUUUUAAUAUGGUUUAUUUCAUAUAUUUGCUUCUGUAAAACUUUUGGAUAUGUAAAGUUUGUUUUCUUUUUUGAUAUUGAGGUGAAUGUUCUUAUGUAUAUUAAUACAAACUUAUGUAAUUGCCAUGAAAAUAUAUGAAAUUUCAGUUUCACUGUGUGCUAACUGCGAUUUUCUAUUGUAUAUUUCUUGACAACAAACAUUCAUGUUUAUAACAAAUUGCUUUAUUUUGGAGCAAUAAAGUGUUGUUACCUUA
Molecule: messenger RNA, 972 nt
Organism: Stegodyphus dumicola
Lineage: Eukaryota; Metazoa; Arthropoda; Arachnida; Araneae; Eresidae
Gene: BNIP3
Product: BCL2 interacting protein 3
Biological process (GO): mitochondrial outer membrane permeabilization; positive regulation of apoptotic process
Cellular component (GO): mitochondrial envelope; mitochondrial outer membrane; nucleus
Source: RefSeq, a predicted model, not a curated record